Molecule: messenger RNA, 1770 nt
Organism: Sesamum indicum (sesame)
Lineage: Eukaryota; Viridiplantae; Streptophyta; Magnoliopsida; Lamiales; Pedaliaceae
Product: thiol-disulfide oxidoreductase LTO1
Molecular function (GO): oxidoreductase activity
Source: RefSeq, a predicted model, not a curated record
CUGUGUGAGGAUACAACUCUGCUGCGUGAGCUGAUGACGCCGACGAGCUUCUUCUGCGUAUCUUCUUCUUCUUCUUCUCUUCCCCUCCGUCGUACUCCAAUUCUCUCUUCUCCUUAUACUCUCUCCGCUCCUUCUCUUCCCCGCAUCAAGAAAGGAUUUUCGAGAAAUGGACAUUUGUUGGUUAAAGUGAAUUGCGUGUCGGAGCGCAGUAAGCAAGCUGCCGAAACGGAGUCUGAGACGUCUUCGUCGGAUACGCCGUCGUCUUCUGAUUUUGUUGAUGGUUCUAGUGAUACGGGCAUUUCAGCAUACAAAUGGUGUGUGGGUCUUGGAGGAAUUGGAUUCCUGGAGACGGCGUACUUGACUUACCUGAAGCUCACCAAUUCCGACGCCUUCUGCCCCUCCGGAGGGGCCUCUUGCACCACCAUUCUCACCAGUGAUUACUCCUCUGUUUUCGGUGUACCUCUUCCGCUGUUUGGCAUGCUUGCAUAUGGAUUAGUCACGGUCCUUGGCCUGCAAUUGGGUGCAAAGGAAAAGACAUUUGACAUCGGGAAAACAGAUGGUGAAAUAAUCUUAAUUGGGAUAACCACCUCUAUGGCAGUUGCCAGUGCGUAUUUCUUGUACAUUCUGAACACUGAAUUUGUUGGAGAAUUGUGUAUAUAUUGUUUGGCAUCAGCAAUAUUAUCCUUCAGCUUGUUCUUCAUCACACUAAAGAGAUCUGGGUCACAUGACCUUCAAAAGCUCUUGGGCUUACAGCUGUCAGUGGCUAGUUUGGUAGUUUUUGCCUUGACUGCAUCGUAUAACUCUGUGCAACCUAUCUCCUCAAGUGUGGCAGCGACUGAAAUACCAUAUUUCGAAACAGAGAUCACAAGCAAGUCAAGCCCUUUGGCCAUUUCUCUUGCAAAACAUCUACGUUCAAUUGGAGCAAAAUUAUAUGGUGCUUUCUGGUGUUCACAUUGUCAGGAUCAGAAAGAGAUCUUUGGGCGAGAAGCAGCAAAAUUAUUGGACUAUGUGGAGUGCUUCCCUGAUGGAGUAAGCAAAGGAACAAAAAUGGCUCAGGCCUGCGUAGAUGUCAACCUUGAAGGGUUCCCUACCUGGAUAAUAAAUGGACAGGUUUUAAGCGGAGAGAAACAGCUAUCGGAGCUUGCUGCAUUAUCUGGAAUCAAACUUGAUGAUUUAACUCGAUCAAAUUAAGAUGCCAUUUAGCCUCUCCUUAGCCUCUAAAAGAUCUUAGUAUUCAGUUGCUAAUGAUCAAAGUGACAUUAGCCUCUCCUUACAGUUUUCUUUAGCCUAUACGGUAAUAGCAUUAUCUUAAUACCCUUACAUAAAAUACAUGUCUGGCGGUCUGCUAUUUCCUUCCACUGAAUAGAAAGCUUCACUUGGGAUAGAGGGCUGGUAUAUGAUGGUGAAGAGAGCUGUCCCGUCCAACAGAUAUGCUCUGUCUGCUAGAAAAGGGACCCAAAAUCCAGAUUGGAGAGUAUGUUUCAGGUGCAUGGGAUGGCUGUCAAUGAAUGACGUUGAUAUUGCUGCAUCUUCAGUGAGAGCAGUGAAAUAGCUGCUGUGUUUUAUAACUUAUAGGAGGAGCUUUAUGCCCUUGUAACAUUAUGAAUAAUGAGCAGGUAAUGCGUGAAAUUUAUAAUGAAAAUAUUAGCUAUACAGCGACUUGAAAAUUUCCACUAUGUAAUUCUCAAGUUUCUCCCGUCACUUUUGAAUGUUUUGGAGGUGUGGCUCUUUGGUAGUAUUCUUGUAUAGUGAUGGCUCUCUCUGUGUUUC